AUGACCAACCAAUCAACAGUGGUGGAUUUACGCCUUUCAUCCAAGAGAGUUGUUGGCAAACCAGUCAAGUUGCCCACAGUCCUAGCGUGCUCAGGGUCAGAUUCUUCCGGUGGUGCAGGGAUCGAAGCAGAUAUCAAAUCCAUCACGGCUUUUGGGUGCUAUGCGCUAACAGCAAUUACAUCUUUAACUGCCCAGAAUACCAAAGGUGUCACCAGUAUAGAAAACACCGACCCAAAGUUUUUCGAAGAGAUUUUAGAGGCAAAUUUUGAGGACAUUGAAAUCGAUGUGGUGAAAACUGGACUGUUAAACCCUGAGUCAUCUCGUUUAUUGCUGAAAUUUUUAGAUAAAUACCACAAAGGAAAGCCAUUUGUCCUGGAUCCGGUCUUAGUGGCUACGUCUGGUUCAAUGCUUGCAGAUCAACACGAAUUAGGGUUCACCAUUGAUUCUCAUUUUAAGAAAGCUACUAUCAUUACUCCAAAUUUCGAAGAGGCAUGUGUGAUCUACUCUUACUUGAAAAAGCUGAAGACUGUAGAUGAGUUGGGUGAAAUAGAAACUUUAGAGGAUUUGAAAGGAAUGGCCAAGUUCAUCCAGCAAACUACACAUUGCAACUCUGUUCUUCUUAAAGGUGGCCAUAUUCCCUGGAAUAGAAACGAGCAGUUGGUUAAAAAAAAGGGAGGAGAUCCAGCAUACAUUACUGAUAUUCUUUAUCAGGGUCAUUUGGAUAAAUUCACGGUAAUCAAGACAGAUUACUUGACAAGUUCUGGAACUCAUGGUUCUGGGUGUACGAUUGCUGCCUCAAUUGCUGCAAACAUUGCCCGUUCGUUGAAGAUUGAGGAUGCUGUAAUUUCUUCGAUUAGAUACGUUCAUCAGGCAAUUUUUGGAGCAGAUGAGACGCUAGGACAAGGAAAAGGCCCUUUGAAUCAUGUGUUUCAUAUUUCUCCUCCCAUUAACGGCACAAGUGCUGAGAAUAACUUUCUUCCGUUCUAUCCAGGUCACUUCUUAGAUUACUUACUGGAGCAUCCUUUGGUGAGUCCCAUCUGGAAGAACUACAUCAACCACCCAUUUUUAGAAAACGUAGCAACAAAUAAGCUGGCUAAGAACAGAUUCAUCCACUACAUUUGUCAAGAUUACGUGUAUCUAGCUUCUUAUGCCCGUGUCCACGGCUUAGCUGCCGGAGUUGCACCUGAUAUUGAAAGCAUAAAGGCAGAAGCCCAUAUAAUCGACUCCAUCAUGGAAGAAAUGCAUAGACAUAAAGACGUAUUGAACUCUCGUGGAAUUGUGAAACUGGAUGAAUUAAGACCCUCCAAGGCCUGCAAACAGUAUUCCGACUACCUCCUAAACAUUGCGAAGACAUCAGACUGGGUGGCCAUAAAAAUCGCCUUAGCACCAUGCAUCUUUGGCUACUAUUACGCUGCCAUUUAUGCUCGGUCGUUUAUCAAGGAUGAAGCUGACGUGGACGAAGAAUUCUUGAAUUGGAUCAAUACGUAUACCGGUGAUUGGUACAAAGAUGCUGUUGACGAGGCCAGACAGUCGCUAGAAAGCCAUAUGCAAGCUGUUUCUCCCGUCCAGUUAGCAGAGCUAGUCAAGAUCUUUGCAGAUGUCUGUCAAUUGGAGGUGAACUUCUGGACUUCGCCAAUGGAACUACCAGAACAAGAUCUAUGA
Komagataella phaffii GS115 is the source of this 1662-nucleotide messenger RNA. RefSeq lists its product as uncharacterized. The record is from RefSeq and is a predicted model, not a curated record. Gene Ontology annotation, cellular component: cytosol. Gene Ontology annotation, molecular function: phosphomethylpyrimidine kinase activity; hydroxymethylpyrimidine kinase activity; thiaminase activity. NCBI's taxonomy places the organism in Eukaryota, Fungi, Ascomycota, Pichiomycetes, Pichiales, Pichiaceae. The coding region runs from base 1 to 1662 and encodes 553 amino acids. The transcript has a single exon. Gene Ontology annotation, biological process: thiamine biosynthetic process.